Molecule: messenger RNA, 2257 nt
Organism: Cuscuta europaea
Lineage: Eukaryota; Viridiplantae; Streptophyta; Magnoliopsida; Solanales; Convolvulaceae
Source: the annotation of a GenBank genome assembly
AAAAUGCUGAUAUCGGGUCCAGCUUGGAUUUGACAAUGAAGAAGAUAAGAUGGCGAGCAAAGACAAAGCUGGAGAGUAAACAAUCUUCUACUCUGUUGCAAUGGAUCACGGCCUUCAUCCACGUGUCCUCCCGCCUUCCCCACACGGAUAUGAUAGCCCAUCCUGUCCGGCCACUUAUGAUAAUGAUAAUAAUAACCAUACGAAUUAAUCCUCCCAUCCCAUCAAUUCUGGCCUGGUUGCAGAGAAAGAUGGACCACGCUGCAGAAGCUCACCGGACGGACUUGAUGACCAUAACCAGGUUCGUCCUCAACGAGCAGUCCAAGCACCCGGGUUCUCGCGGCGACUUCACCAUCCUCCUCAGCCACAUUCUCCUCGGCUGCAAAUUCGUCUGCUCUGCCGUCAACAAGGCGGGUUUGGCGAAACUCAUAGGCCUAGCUGGGGAGACUAAUGUACAGGGUGAAGAACAAAAGAAACUGGAUGUGCUCUCCAAUCAAGUGUUUAUCAAAGCCUUGGUUAGCAGUGGCCGAACAUGCAUUCUUGUGUCUGAGGAAGAUGAAGAAGCAACCUUUGUGAAGCCACCAUUGCAGGGAAAGUAUUGUGUUGUUUUUGAUCCAUUGGAUGGAUCAUCCAACAUCGACUGUGGCGUGUCGAUUGGAACUAUCUUUGGAAUUUAUAUGAUCAGAGAUGGUCAUGAGCCAGAAUUAAAUGAUGUAUUGCAACCUGGGAAAAAUAUGAUAGCUGCUGGCUACUGCAUGUAUGGAAGCUCCUGCACAUUUGUCUUGAGCACAGGAUCUGGAGUCAAUGGUUUUACCCUUGACCCAUCAUUAGGAGAAUUCAUACUAACUCAUCCAGAUAUUAAGAUCCCAAAGAAAGGAAAGAUCUAUUCUGUAAAUGAAGGAAAUACUAAAAACUGGGAUGGUCCCACUGCAAAAUAUGUUGAAAACUGCAAGUUCCCAAGUGAUGGUUCAUCACCAAAGUCUCUACGAUACAUUGGAAGCAUGGUUGCCGAUGUCCAUCGCACAUUACUGUAUGGUGGCAUAUUCAUGUACCCUGGUGAUAAGAAAAUUCCCAAUGGGAAACUCCGGGUUCUAUAUGAAGUCUUCCCAAUGUCUUUUUUAAUAGAGCAGGCAGGAGGCCAAGCAUUUACAGGCAAACAAAGGGCUCUUGACUUGGUUCCGAAGAACAUACAUGACCGUUCUCCAUUAUUUCUUGGAAGUUAUGAUGAUAUUGAGGCAGUUAAAGCACUUUAUGCUGAUCCUGAUACUAAGGAAAUGUGAUGAAUCAUUUUCUGUAACAGCUUUUAACUAGUUGUAAUUCCGAUGUAAAAAAUGGGGUUCGGGGGCUAAAAUUCCCACAUUACUGAAAAAAGUGACAAGAGGUUGCGUUUAUGCCAUUUAUUAUGGGUAUCAUUGGGUGAUAAUCUUUUGUGGGUUUUGUGCUAUUUACCCUUCACCUGCUUUGUUUCUAGUGGUUUUUGCAGCAGAGAUCACAAAUUCCAUUGGGUGCCUCAUAUAGUGUCUCACAAAUAUAAAGAUAUAAGACAUCCCAUAUUGUUCCACCUUCAGAUGCACCUCAUGGGUUAGUUAUCGAAAGAGUGGAAGCCUGUUCUGAUCACAGUUAGCUACCUAGCUGGAAGUUAUAAUGCAUAGAAUCGUUAUUUAUGACAGUGACUACAGAUCAAUUCGCUACUACUUGAAUAAUUGUCUCCUUAUCUAGUAACCUCAAGGCACCUUUCCUCAAAACUAAUGACACAGAUGGACAAUCUCGAAGUAUAUGAAGCAUUGUCUCUGCAGCAUUGGGAAAAUUGAAGUGUAUGGUCAGAUAUAUGAUGCUUCCCUAUUUCAGCAUUAUUAAUCAAUUUUACACAUCACCAGCCAAAAAUACAUCGAACCUUUUUGAGUCGCUUGUAUUUUUUAACCCUUAUAGUUAGGAUCAGAGCAUAUUUUGAAAAAACAUAUAUAUUGAACGGUCAAUAUAACACAUAUACAGAAAUAAGAACAAGCUUAUUGGAUGAGGAAGCAAUAAAAUUAGGAAAACAAACACAUCCAAACACGCACAAAAAGGACGGUCAACGAGGACUACCUAAUGAACCAAAUUUCAUAUCCCAGACUACAUAUAUUUACGCCAAAAAUGCUCUAUUUACGCUGGAAACGUUAAAUCACAUAGUUUAGACUUAGUAUUUGAACACUCAUAUCUUGUUGUAUGUUAUCUGUUUCAAACGCAUUAUAUCUCGUUGGAAAGAUCAUUUUGAGUUUUG